Molecule: messenger RNA, 1857 nt
Organism: Hibiscus syriacus
Lineage: Eukaryota; Viridiplantae; Streptophyta; Magnoliopsida; Malvales; Malvaceae
Exons: 3
Coding region: 1-1857 (618 amino acids)
Source: RefSeq, a predicted model, not a curated record
AUGGCAGCUGUUCAUGAUAAAUUUUUUAAGGAUCUUAUUGGAAUUGCUGACUCUAGUGUGAAGGGAUGUUAUGCUGAGUGGCUUAAAUCUGUCUUGAUUUAUUCCCUUCCUUCUGGUGCUGCUGAUGGCCUUACUUCUGAUAUCACUAAUGUUGAGAUCAAAGAUGCAUUGUUCAGACAAGGAAACAAUAAAAGUCCUGGUCCUGAUGGUUACGCUUUAUGGUUCUUCAAGCCUGCAUGGGACAUUUCAGCAUUUGUUAAGGGUAGAAACAUAGCUGAUAACACUUUGCUUGCCCAAGAAAUUGUAAAGGGAUACUCUAUGAAGAAUUUAUCUCCUAGAUGCACUAUUAAGGUAGAUUUGCAAAAGGCCUUUGAUUCAAUUUGUUGGGAUUUUUUUAUGAUUGUUUUGGAAGCUAUGGGUUUACUUGAGGUUUUUUGUGGAUGGAUAAAAGCUUGUAUCACUACUCUUAGCUAUUCAAUUUCUUUGAAUGGAAGCUUGGUGGGAUUUUUUAAAGGUGCAAAGGGGGUAAGACAGGGGGAUCUCCUAUCCCCUUAUCUAUUUGUUAUUGUUAUGAAUGUUUUAUCUACCCUUCUGGAUGCUGCAGCAAUGAAUGGUGUUUUCAGAUUUCAUCCUAAGUGCAAAAGAAUUCCCCUCACUCAUCUUUGUUUUGCUGAUGACUUACUAUUGUUCUGCCAUGGGUCUUUGGAUGCUUUAUUGGGUGUAGUUAGUACCCUUGAAAAGUUUUAUGAACUCUCAGGUCUUAAGUUGAAUGCUUUAAAGUAUGAGUUGUUUGCUUGUGGAGUGGCUAGGGAUGAGCUUGAAGUGAUCCAAAGUGCUACUGGUUUUAAGUUAGGCCAGCUUCCUGUUAGGUACCUUGGGGUACCCUUGGUCACUCGUAAGCUCUCAAGUAAGGACUGCUCUGCCUUACUUGUGAAAAUCAAAGGUAGGAUUGACAAUUGGUCUAGUAGGAAACUCAACUUUGGGGGUAGAUUACAUCUUGUGAAGUCUGUCAUUUUCAGUAUAUUUGGUUACUGGUGCAUGCAAGUCAUUCUGCCUAAAGGGGGCUGUGAUACUUCAGCAAGAGGGGCUAGAGUGAGCUGGAAUCAGGUUUGCACCCUUAAAUCUGAGGAUGGUUUAGGCCUUGGGAAGCUGGCUGAUUGGAGUAAGGCUUGUUGUUUCAUGCUUAUUAAAAACAUUCUUGCUGGGGAAGGGUCCUUAUGGAUUGCUUGGGUAAAGACUUACUGUUUUAAAUCAGUUCACUAUUGGGAGGUUGAUAGCAAAGCUCACUUCAGUUGGAUUCUUUGCAAGCUGAUCAAGAUGAGAGAGGAAGCUUGUAGACUUUUCAGUUCUAUGACCAAUUUGUCACAAACUAAGGGCAGAUGGAUUUGGGACAAUAUCAAACAAAAGAGAGAAAAGGUGGACUGGUAUCGGUUGAUCUGGUUCCCAGCUCAUGUUCCUAAAUUCUCUGUGGUUGCUUGGAUGGUGCUGCUGGAUAGACUGCCAACAAAGGACAUACUUGUGCGUUUUGGUAUUGUGACUGACAAUCUUUAUGGUCUAUGUGGGGCUAGUCAAGAAACUCGUAACCACCUGUUCCUGGAAUGCUUCUAUGCGUGUGAGGUUUGGCGUGCAAUUAUGAACUCUUGUGGUUUGCGUCACCAAUUGCCAAGUUGCUGGGAUGAUGCUAUACGCUGGAUGGUUCUGAACUUUAAAGGUAAAUCCCUCUUGAUCCAUAUUCUCAAGUUAGCUUGGACCAGUUUUGUCUACUUUAUCUGGGAGGAGCGGAAUCACAUAUGUUUUAGAGGAGUUACUCGCUCGACUGAUGCUAUACACUUUUUAUAUUGCUGCAAUCGACGAUGA